CAAGGCGGAAGUCAGAAGUGAAAAUGGCAGCAUCUAGCCACUGGAGUCCGCGACGAACUGCGGCUUUUAUCGCCUUUUUCCUCUCAUUACUAACUUCAGGAAAUGCCACAGCUCAAGUGCCUCUUCUCAUGUGGUCCAGCGACGGGUUACCACCGCUGGCCUCGCCCACUGCUGGCCACAUAACCUCCAUUGACCAGUUGACAGCCUACCUCACCUCCGCCUUCAGCGCUGGUUCACACACUGUGCUGCUUUUUCUGCAGGACAAGUUAAGCAAAGAGGACUUCACGGUCUUUGGUGGCGUGUUUGGAAACAAGCAGGAAAGCGCUUUUAGAAACCUGGAGGCUGCAUUGCAGUCCUCCUCCUCAUCUGUGACACUCCCUGCACUGGAGUGGUCAGGCUCCUCCGCCGUCCUGGCUCUGCUGCAGGAGAAGCUCGGCGUUUCUCCUCUGCUUGUAGACGCAGACACUCUGCCACACCUGAGCAUCAACGCAUCCGCCAGCAAUCUGCUGCUCAUCAACCUUCCUUAUUGUUCAGGAUUGCAGAAGUCAUGCAAAGAAACUCUGCAGAAUAAUGAUGAGAUAAUUGGAAAAGUUCAGACUAUCAUGAAAGACAAAGGUGUGCGAUACACUGCGAUAUAUACAGGACUCCAGCCAUCACGAGUGAUUUCAGAGACACUUGAGAUGCCUCAGCCGGCAGGCCGGUCCUUGUUGCAAUCAACCCCAGCGCCAGUGAAGCCCCCCGUCAUUUUUUAUAAUGCCAGCACUCCGUGCAUCAUGCUGUGGGCUGAGAAACUCUCCGUCAGCUUCUCCAGCCCGACCGAGUGGAUCGACCUCCCUACAGAGGACCUUCCUACAUCCGCUUUGACGGGAUCUGUGUGUAACGGCACAAACUCACUGCUUGUCAUCAGUUUCACAAGAGGCAUCACGCUACGUUUUGCCAUGAGUCAGAGGUUCUACUCGGUGUCGGCACGGAACUGGUUCACCCUGGACUCAGUGCAGCUGGAAGCAAACGGAACCACGGCCACGUUCUUCGGGAACCGCUCCAUCUACGCCCCUGCUGAGUAUUCCUUCCGCUGUCAGUCUGUCAGCAGCUUCCAAGAUGCGCUGCUCAUCCCGAGCACAACGGAGUCGGCCCAGUCCGACUGGAGACUCAACUUUGUCGACUUCCAGAUCCAGGGCUUUGGUCUGUCCAAUGGGACGAACUUCUCCUACGCCAGUGACUGUGCAGGCUUCUUCACUGCAGGCGUCUGGAUGGGUCUGCUCACCUCUCUGCUCAUGCUGCUCAUCCUGGUGUACGGCUUACACAUGAUCAUGCAGGUGAACACCAUGGAUCGGUUCGAUGACCCCAAGGGCCCAUCCAUUUCUGUGCCUCAAACGGAGUGAAGAACACACACACACACACACACACACGCUCGCACACACUCCUCAGUCAUUCAGUGCCUUUUGAUGGAUCAUCGCCACAUGUAUGCUUAUCUUUCCUCACCUUCAUAACUACAAGUGCCAGAAAUUGAUGCAAUUUGUAUUUUGCAUGAGCUCAAAGAUUUUUUUUUUGUGCCACUAGCUGGCUGUGCACAGUCGAUACUUUGAAAAAAAAGUCAUUUGCACUCUUCUCAAAAUUCCUUUUUCUCCAACAUGAAUGUGAUCACUGAAUGCUGUAGGACCUUUCGAAACCUCAAUUCUUACUGUUUUUAUUUCCUCCCUGACUUGACUGUAAAGAAAGAAGUGCCUUUAUGUCAUACUUCCUGUGUGGAUUUAGUUCUGCUGUCGCUUACUGUGAUUUAAUCGUGUCUGCCACUGAAAAGCUUCCUUAGCAAGUAAUUUAUUGAUGUAAAAAAUAUAUUAUGCCUUCCCUGUCUUCAAACAUUUGCUUUUUGAUUCACAGUCCUCGGUUUUGUAUUUGUCCAAUUGUGCUGUUGCUAUUACAUGUACAGGAUGUUGUCUGUAACUGAAAAUAAAGAAAUCUUUAAAUUACA
Molecule: messenger RNA, 1972 nt
Organism: Salarias fasciatus (jewelled blenny)
Lineage: Eukaryota; Metazoa; Chordata; Actinopteri; Blenniiformes; Blenniidae
Gene: atp6ap1b
Product: ATPase H+ transporting accessory protein 1b
Exons: 10
Coding region: 24-1382 (452 amino acids)
Cellular component (GO): proton-transporting V-type ATPase complex
Molecular function (GO): ATPase activator activity
Source: RefSeq, a predicted model, not a curated record